Myotis lucifugus (little brown bat) is the source of this 1623-nucleotide messenger RNA. Its product is annotated as endogenous retrovirus group K member 7 Gag polyprotein-like. The record is from RefSeq and is a predicted model, not a curated record. Gene Ontology annotation, molecular function: zinc ion binding; nucleic acid binding; structural molecule activity. Bases 1 to 1623 code for a protein of 540 amino acids. Gene Ontology annotation, biological process: viral process. Lineage: Eukaryota; Metazoa; Chordata; Mammalia; Chiroptera; Vespertilionidae. The transcript has a single exon.
AUGGGAAACCUACCCCCUUUGGCGAGAGCGCCACAAGCGCGUGCGCUCCACGCCUUACUGCAGAGCAGGCGAGUUAAGGUCUCUGAAAAGGAACUCCAAACUCAUUGGGAAUAUCUAUUACAGUCCAAUCCAUGGUUAAUCGAGGCCCCCAUUUGGUACCUCUCCACUUGGGAGAAGGUCUUGAAAAGGAUUCGAUCUGCUGAGGUCCACGAGGAAAAAUCGUUACCCCCUUCUCUGACACCGGCCAUCUUAGCUAUCCUGGCUAGCCUGUCCGGCGCUCCGCCCGAAAAGCCACUCCCAGUACCCACAGCCUUUUCAGCCACAGUGAAGGACGAGCCUCCCCCUAAGCUUCCCUUGCCACCUUACAAUCCCCCGGUCACUACCACCACUCCCUCGGCACCUGAGGGUCCCCCAGAGGCCGACCCUUGGGAAGUAUCUACCACCAACAGAGCUCAGAAGGAAGUGGAACAAAACGAAACUAAAACGGGGGAAGCCGCUACCUCGGCCGAAACAGCGCAGGGCAGGAAGCCAAGCGCAGGUCCCCCGCAGCAGACUGCUCCGGCCUCCCUUGUUGGGGACACGAACGAUAAUCCCUGGACAGGGCUAUACCAAUCCCAAUGCCAGCAGAGGGACAUGGCACGGUUCUCUUUGGGCUUAGAAACUCAGGCUUUCCCGGUCAACACUAAUCCUACUGCCCUACAACCUCAGGCGUGGAUACCGCCUAACCAAAAGGAGCUACUGGCCAUUAGAAAGGCAGUACAGGAGGAUGGGUUAUCAGCCCCGUACACCCAACAGCUACUUGAAAAUUUUAGUAUAAAUCUUAACUGCCCUCAUAAUUGGAAAUGCCUCUCUCACACCAUACUAGCCCCAGGCGACAUGAUUCAGUGGAAGGCUUUGUUUUAUGAACAGUGCAAGCAACAGGCGGAAAGCAAUCGAGCCGCGGUAGCAGGAAAAGCCCAUAAUCCGCACGAUGAGGCAGAUGCACUACAGGGAGAAGGAGUUUUCUCUUCCCCUGCUGUCCAGGCCCAGGGGCACGCUAGAUAUUUUGAUCAAGUCCGCCUCUGUGCUAUGCGCGCUUUCGCCCAAAUAAAUCCGAGGGGUAAGCCUACGCGACUGUCCAAGCUCUUACAGGGUUCCAAUGAAGGGUUUUCAGAAUUUUUACAUAGAGUCAGGGAAGCUGUGGACCGUAAGGUUACUCACGCCCAGGCAGCGGAAGCCCUUACCAGGGAGCUCCUCUGGGAGGGGGCUAAUACUGAGUGCCGCCAGGCAAUCGCUCCAGUUAAAGCAGGCAGUAUAGAUGACUGGGUGCUUACCUGUCGAGAUGUAGGCAGUAAGUCGGCCGCAACCCUUGCGGCAGCGCUGGCCGCUCAUAUCAAUCUAGGAGGCCAAUCGGGAGGACAGAAAGGAGCAUGCUAUGAGUGUAAAGGGAUCGGCCAUUUUGCGAAGGAUUGCCCUAACAGGAAGAGAAAACUGGGAGGGGAAGGGAAAAAACCCCCCUCCGUUUGCCCCCGCUGUAGAAAGGGACUACACUGGUGCAGGGACUGCAGAACCAAUAAGGAUAAAGAUGGCAAUCCACUGCCCCCUUUAAACGAGAAGAGGGGCAGCUCUCAGCCCCACCAGUAA